Messenger RNA from Neolamprologus brichardi, 2338 nucleotides. It is a transcript of the gene slc67a1, whose product is annotated as solute carrier family 67 member 1. NCBI's taxonomy places the organism in Eukaryota, Metazoa, Chordata, Actinopteri, Cichliformes, Cichlidae. Gene Ontology annotation, cellular component: nuclear envelope. Gene Ontology annotation, biological process: transmembrane transport. The record is from RefSeq and is a predicted model, not a curated record. Gene Ontology annotation, molecular function: transmembrane transporter activity.
UAUAAACUUCCUGAGGAUUUUCUUUCAUAGAGGUUUACGUGCCCAUUGCUGUUUUUUAGCAACUGCUCUGUCUGAUACGUAGAUAAAGGCAGCGAUAGGUCCGCCUGUACCGAUGACCAAACAAUGUAAAGACCGGAAACUAUCUUCAUAACCGACUAACGUCAAACUUGGUAACGCCUUCAUGUUCCAAAGUACAACCAGAGUACCGGUUGGCUAACAAUUUGUGCAAGAGGUCGCUAGAUCUAAGGACGUUUUUGUCUGCCAUUUUACUUUUGUUGAAGAGAGUACACAUUAAGGUUUUUUACAGCUGUUGUCAGCAAGGAGCAAAAAUGAGUCGAAGAGGUGAAAGAAACGAGGAAACGGACAAAGCUUCUGUUUCCUCAAACGUCGCAGACGAUUCACAGAGGAUGACAACAAUUUACGCUGUGUAUCUCAUCGCCGCUUUGGAUAUCACAUGGAUGUUUUUACAAGUCUCGGUAACUCCUUAUUUGGCAAAGAAGCUCGGCUUCGACACGUUGUGGUUUGGUUAUUUGCAAACUACAGUUGGAGUUAUUCAACUGAUCGGGGGCCCAAUGUUUGGAAGGUUUGCAGAUCUAUUUGGGGCACGGACAGCUUUGUCCCUGGCAUGUGCUUCAACUGUUGUCUUCUUUCUGCUGCUGGCCACAGCAGACACUCCAGCCAUGUUGUUCAUCCAUAAAAUCCCCACAAUCUUUAUGCAUGUCCUCCCUGCAUCACAAAUGGUUGUUACAGACCUUACAAAACCUGAGAAACGGGCCGACGCCUUAUCCAAGCUUGGUCUGUGUUUUGGCAUCGGUAUGAUAGUUGGCUCCACAUUAGGCGGACAGCUGAGCAAACUCUAUGGGGAGAAGUUUACUGCAUGUUUUGGUGCUGCAGGGAGUGCCUUCAGCUUGCUGUUGGUUUUAAAGUUCAUCCCCCAAAAUACAAAAGCUGAAACAACCAGAGGCAACACUACAGAUGAUAACAGAAGGAAGUCAGUAUUCAAUCUGAGUGAGAUUACGAGGCUGAUGAAGUUUCCAACAGUGAUGCAGACUUUCAUUAUCAAGAUAGUCGCAGGUUUGCCAUCAGGCAUUUUUCAAGUGAUGUUUUCUAUCAUUGCACUGGAGUUCUUUAAGCUGCAACCUGAGCAGAAUGGCUACCUGAUGGCCUAUUUUGGCAUCGUCCAAAUGGUUAUUCAAGGAGGAGUGAUCGGUCGGCUUACGGCAAGGUACUCUGACAAUUCAUUGCUGCUUCUAUCCAUUGGAGUGUCCUCUUUUGUGGGACUGGCUCAGGCAUAUAUACAGAAUGUGUGGCAGUUCUGCUUUAACAUCCUCCCGAUGAUGUUUUCUCUCAGUGUGUUUAAUGUCAUCACAGACAGCAUCCUCACCAAGAGUGUACCGUCCUCUGACACAGGCACAAUGCUGGGACUGUGCGCAUCUGUUCAAUCUCUGCUUCGCACAGUGGGACCUACUAUAGGGGGCUUCCUGUAUAUGAACUAUGGCAUUUCCUCUAUAGGUUUAAUCCAGUUUUUCGUGAAUAUUGCUGUGUUUGUCUACCUGCUACAGCGACGACUCAACAAGACAGCCGAGCAGAGAAAGUGACACCUCUCAGUCUUUUUGUCUCGCUUGUUCAAAAACUCAAAAAAAGGAGAGGAGAUGGAAAUCAGCUGUUGAUUUUAAAAACAAGCAUCAUAUACACACAUAUUUCCCUUUUUUUAGUAACUGCCAUAAUUAGAUCAUAUCCCAUUAUUCCAGAUUUUGUGCUCUGUUCAAGUUUCUGUUGAUUCAGUGUCAGAUCACUAGAUGGCACCAAAUCCUCUAUUUUACUGGCUGAUGAUUUUAUUGGCUCGUUGUUCACAUAAACAUCAGAGUUUAAUCAGUUUGAUUAUGAUUGAAAACAGGGCCAACUCCAUUGCUACUACAAUUUAGAAUAAAAGUUAAUUUUCUUAAGUUAUUGUUUUGCAUUAAACUUUCGGAAAUGCUUUUGUUUUUUCUAUAUAAAUUCAAAGUCAGGAAUGCACUGUAGACUUACCUUUGCACUGAAAAGGACCAAUCUUAAUUCUAAACAACCACGCUUUUUAAUGGCUGUAAACUUUCAUAUAAAUAAAUGUGUGAGGGGGAAAAAAAGCAAAUUUAAUAAUAAUAAUUGCCAGAAUAGUUCAGAGACUUUGAUGCCAGUGCUGCCCUGGAACACCCUUAGUAUCACCCAGCCAGGCUUCAACUCACCACUGUAAGUGAACUACUUUUAUUUACUCGUUCAUAUUUAGGUUUAGAAUGAUGUGGUGAAAAAAAGUGAACUGAUAAAAUACAGCAUGUUAAAGAUUAAACCAGUGGUUCCCAAA